UAAUUUGUUUGCUGUCAAUGCUGAAAUGAUACUUUUUAGUCAUUGCGUAUGUAUGAAGAAAACCAAUAAAAAGUUGCAUUUUAUCAGUUUGAUGUGAUUUUAAUAGAGUGAAUUAAAUUCGUAUAAUUAUAUUAUGUACUUGUUUAUUUAUAUAAUAUAAAUAGUUGUUUGAAUUUAUUUAAGAUAUGUAUUCGUUCGAGGGGGACUUCAGGCGCAAGCCCCAGCAGAACCUGGCGGGUGCGAGCGCACAACGACAAACGGACAGGGACACUUUGAUACUCCAGUCACAACAACAAAGACAAAAAAGAGAGGAGCACAGGAAACGUUUGAACAGCACAGUAAAAAUCCAAGCCUAUGUUAGAAGUUACUUGACUAGGAAACAUUGUAAACAAAAUGAGAGGGACCAAUUUGAUAGCCUUUUUCCAAGAGUCAACCCUGAUGACCAGCUUAUGCUGAGCUCCCUUGUCGCUAAAAUACUGUUCUUUUAUGAUGACCAACAGGAUUUAUCUAGAUUGGUUGCCAUUUCACAACUUCUACUAAAACAAUGGAAGAAAUUGUAUCAAAUUUGUGGAGUAUGUGUUCAAAUCAGAAGAUUGUUGGCUCUUCAUCUGCGACUAUUGAGAGAUAAUACUGAGGUACCUUUGGCAGUACCUUUGCGAAUGUUUGAAGUGUUUACAUCCACCAAUUCCUCUGAAGAUGUCAUUAAUUGUGAUGAAGCUUUGAUUGUUGGCAACACAUUCUUAUAUCUUGUUAAAAGAGGUUAUUUCCAGGAUCUAUGUAACCUUAUGUGCCAGAAGACUCCGCCGCUAUACGGGCCAUCACCGAACCCGCCGACGCCUCUCAGCGGCGCCUUACUAGACCUUAUACAGCGACCACUUAAUCUCACCUCGCGAGUAAAUAUUCCACAUUACAAUAACUGCGUAAUGACAGAGUUCGCGUCAGCAUUCCUGUGCAAGCCUUACCCGGAGCCCGUGGAGAUGUAUAUAAUACCGGCGCUGUCGUACGAUGCCAACAAGAAGUUCCCGUUCCUAGCGCUAAUACAGGCCCUCAGCGACGAGUCCACCUUCCCUAGUAAAUCUCUCACAAAUGACUCGUGGCUGCUGCAUUCUGUACUAUCGUUGGAACCUCCUGAUUUUGUAAACAUCGUAAAAAACUUGGACAACACAAGACUGCCAAAAAAUUCAAUUGUUAUAGACUAUUUUAAAAUUAUAGCUAAGUUAACUGUUAAUGUUUGUAAUAAGCAGAUAAGUUACGAGUAUGAGGACUCUUUGUAUAGUCAGGAGACGGUGGCCGCUAAGGAUGAUGACAGUGACAGUGAACACGAACCGAAUCCUACGUCAGUGAGGGAACAGACAUUACUAACACGGUGUAUUGAGCUCCUUAAUGACCCAGACCGCUGUGUCAUGGCCGCCUGCUCCCAGAUCACGGAUGCAGACCUUAGUGAAGAGUUCCUCGAUAGUGUAUCUCAAAUAUGUCACAAUUUACUGCUGAGUCACAGAAUGGCGUUGCAUAAGUACAGAUUGUUGUACACACUAGCGUUCAAGCCGACAUUCGUCCGCGGGCUGUGGGUGUGGGUGUCGGGCAUGUCGCAGCUGUCGUCGUUCGGCGGGCCGGCCACGCCGCUGCUGGGCGCGCUGUCCCGCGGGCUGGGCGCGGACGCCUACUCGCUCAACAUGCACCGCCUGCUGGCGCCGCUCGCCGUCUUCUGUGCACUGUUCUCACUGCUCAUCGGCACGCUACACGAUACCGAGUUCUUCCGGGAUCCUAAUGAUGAAGCUAAUAUCAGUAUGGGCGUGUCAAACUCAGACGUGGAUCUGAGCGGGCUCAGCGCGGGCGGCGGCCCCGAGACGGGCCCCGUGGCGCAGGCCUUCGCGUGGGGCGAGCUGGGCGCGCUGUGCCGCACGCUGCGCGGCGUGUGCCUGGCGCUGGUGGAGCUGGCCUACCCCGACGCGCGCCCCGCCGUGCCCGGACACUACCGCGGGAAGGUUCCCGCGGACAGCCGCGCGCAGCAUGCGCAUCCCGCCGCCUGGUCGCAUCUGUUCAAGGUGUGCACAGUGUUGCUGCGCGCGCUGUACGCGCGUGACGGGCGGCUGUCGUUCCUGGGCGCGGGCGCGUGGCCGGCGCCGGGCGCGGUGCCGGACGGCGGCGCCGCCGUGUCGCUGGUGGCGGGCGAGCGCGCGCGCCCCGCCACGCGCCACCUCAGGAGGCCGCCCAACAUCUCCGCCGCGCUCGCGCUCUCGCUAGACGAUGGACCACCUUUAACAAUAAAAGAGCUGAGAACAGUGAUGAUUCUCAGAGAGAUCCCGUUCGUUGUGCCAUUCUCUACGCGAGUACUCAUCUUCCAGGGACUACUGGCGAGAGAAAAACAAGAUCAUUUCUAUGAAAUGACGAACUUCAACGAGGGUCCCUCAAUAAACAUCAGUGUUCGACGGACGCAUUUAUACGAAGACGCAUUUGAUAAGCUUAGUCCAGAUAACGAGCCAGAUUUGAAGCUAAAACUCAGAGUACAAUUGGUGAACCAGGCGGGCGCUGAAGAGGCUGGCGUGGAUGGUGGAGGUCUAUUUAGAGAAUUUAUAUCGGAACUUAUCAAGUCAGCUUUCGACCCCAACAGAGGUCUGUUCCGAUUGACCAUAGACAACAUGCUGUACCCAAACCCCGCGGUGCAUUUGUUGUAUGACGACUUCCCCAUGCAUUACUACUUCGUCGGCAGAAUGUUAGGCAAGGCGCUGUACGAGAGCCUGCUGGUGGAGCUGCCGCUGGCGGAGUUCUUCCUGGGCAAGCUGUGCGGCGGCGGCGAGGCCGACGUGCACGCGCUGGCGUCGCUGGACCCCGCGCUGCACCGCGGCCUGCUGCUGCUGCGCGCGCACCCGCGCCGCGCCGUCGCAGACCUCGGCCUCGACUUCACGCUGCUCACCGACGAGCUGGGCGAGCAGAGGAUAGAAGAAUUAAAACCGGGAGGUGCAAACAUUCCUGUGACUGCAGAAAAUAGAAUAGAAUACAUCCAUCUAGUCGCUGAUUAUAAAUUAAAUAAACAAAUCCGAUCUCAAUGCAACGCGUUCAAGCGCGGCCUGACGUCGGUGGUGAGCGCGGAGUGGCUGCGGAUGUUCUCCUGCCGCGAGCUGCAGCUGCUCAUCUCCGGGGCAGAGGUGCCCAUCGACAUCGACGACAUGAGGCGGUAUACGCAGUACGGAGGUGGUUUUACUGCGGCACAUCCAACAGUGCAGUGCUUCUGGCGGGUCUUGCACAACUUCACCGACGACCAGAGAAGACAGCUGCUUAAGUUUGUCACCAGCUGUUCAAGACCGCCGCUACUUGGAUUUAAGGACCUGCAACCACCGUUCUGCAUCCAAUCAGCGGGUGCGUCCGACCGCCUUCCCUCAUCAUCGACCUGCAUGAACCUCCUCAAGCUGCCGGAGUUCAACAACGAGGAGGUGCUGGCCGAGAAGCUGCUCUACGCCAUACAAGCCGGCGCCGGCUUCGAACUUAGCUAGAAUAUAAUCACGAAGAACAAAUAUUAACGUAGUUUGUCUACUGAAUAUUUGGAUAAUUAUAUUAUUAGUUUUAUUUCCAACAAUAGUUGUUCACUAGACGAUACAUUAUAAUUCGCAUCAUUGUGAUAAUGAAAUGUCCUCAAAUAUUGAAAACUAUUGUUCAAAGUGGUCUCUGUAAAUAAUGUUACCGUUAGUUAUUUCACGAGUUCUAAUGUGUUUAAGAAACAUAUCUUAUGUAUUCUAAUGUACUCAACUUUUAUUCACCUUAAAUUAUUUAUUUAUAUCAAUGACUCAUUUCUUCUAAAUUGGUAUUAUUAUUUAAUUUGUGGAACAUAUGGGCGUGUUGAAGUUCAAUAAUAAAUGUUAGUGCAAUGUUGUUAAAUGUAAAUAAAACAAAAUAUUGUAUCGAAUUUAUACACUAGUUGGUCUAGAUUAGGUACAUGGGGAUGUGUAAAAGAGAAAUAAUAUUUUUAUUUUAUUGAAGUUUGUAAAUGUCCGAAUACGUGUGAUGGCAUCCCGUUGUCGCGCCAGUAGUGUGCAACCUUGUACAAAACUAUUCAGUCGUGUCAAAUUUGGGACUUUAUAUUUUAGUACCUAUUGAAUAAAGUUAUCUGAAUCUUGA
Messenger RNA from Trichoplusia ni (cabbage looper), 4113 nucleotides. RefSeq names its product ubiquitin-protein ligase E3C. Gene Ontology annotation, molecular function: protein binding; ubiquitin protein ligase activity. The record is from RefSeq and is a predicted model, not a curated record. The coding region runs from base 186 to 3491 and encodes 1101 amino acids. NCBI's taxonomy places the organism in Eukaryota, Metazoa, Arthropoda, Insecta, Lepidoptera, Noctuidae. Gene Ontology annotation, biological process: protein polyubiquitination; ubiquitin-dependent protein catabolic process. The transcript is spliced from 21 exons.